CACGACCGAAUUGUAUUGCGGAUGGAAACCGCGAUGGACGUACUCGACCGCUUCGUCGCGGCCGAGGAGAGCGUCGUGGACAAGCUCUUCCGCAGUCGCGGGCAGACGCUGCGCCUCGAGCUGCAGUCCCAGCGCAUGCUCUCGCCUGAGUCGCAGAACCAGUCGUCCGGCCUCGCCACGUUUCCUUGCCUCCUCCUCUUCCCACAGCUCGACGCUGCGCAUCGGGCGCUCUUGGCAGGCCUGCGCCUCGUCAAGACGCAGUCGCCGACGCUCAGCGACCGUGCAAGGAGCUCGGCCGAGCUCCUCUUUGAGCGCGCGCUCGAGUUCAAGACGCUCCAUGCAACAUACGCGUGGUACCAUCAGCUCAUGCCGCCACCGAGCGAUCCAAAGCUCGAUGCGCUCUUCCGCCUUCCACUUGACUGUCUAGAGGCGUACGCGGUGUGUAUGGACGCGCUCGCGCCGUUUGCCGAGCGUCCAGACGACUGGUAUCUCAUGUGCGACCGGCUCCACGAUGCGUUCUCGGACAUUACGACCCAGCGGACGCGCGCGAUGGACAUGCUGGCGCUGGAAGAAGGCCUCGGGAGCGGCAUCGAUCUCGUGGCGAGGACGCUCAUUGCGCAGAACGUGGUCUCGAUCCAAAUGACGGGCGAUGCGUCGCUGCAGACAGGCACCUUAUACCUCUUCGAAGAUCUCUGCCUCAUUGUCGACACGAACGGGCACGACCUCUUCCAGCUGCAAGCCGCCGAAGUCUGCAAGGCGCUUCGUAUUCCCAACACACCCGACUGCUUUCUGCUCACGCAAGAUGCGCACUGUACGAUUCUGGCGGCGCCGGCCGUCGUGCACUCGCUCCUCACUUGCAUCAACGAGCGCUUCCUCGCGCCCGACACGUUUGCGUUCGACUUGCACUCACUUCUGCAUACGAUGGACAGCGGGCUUCCGACCGACUGGCUCGUGCCCAACUCGGAGGCCGCGCAGCAAGCGCUCGUGCGGAGCGACCUUGUCUGGCUCUACGAGAAGGACCGACCCCGACCGAUGCUCUGCCAGUUCUUCCUCCUCCACGACAUGAUUCUAUACGGCGAGGUCGUCGGCAUGGCCCACUGCAAGUACCUUGGGUACUUUCUUGGCGAGUACGUCUCGCUGCGCCAGCACGAUGUCGAGAACGUCGGUCGUUUGGAGCUUCUUGUGGCGCACGCCGAGACGCAGCACGAGCUUCUGUUGGUGCUCGAGCCGCUGGACCCGACGGCAACGGCUCUGUGGCAACAGCACAUUGCAUCGUUUGUGCGAGUACCCGAGGCGACCGCGCCUUUGGACGAGUCGUCCGUGACCAUGAUGCAUGACGAGUCGUCGGUGACGACCAUGGCGUCAACCGCCGACGCCAUCACGUCACCGCCGCCGUUUGCGUCGCCAAAAACCACGUGGCGCAAGAAGAAACCAAAGGCGCUGACGCCGUCGUCGACAGAGACACAUUUGCCAACGCCAACGGCCGAGCCAACGGCCGAACCAACGUCAAGAACCGAGACUCCCGCGCUCGACUCGAACGAGACCAACACGGCGUCACAAGAGACGUCGGGGGUCCGAUCCGGCGUCGCUGACGAACCACCAAGCGCAGCGACGACCAUCUUGACGUCGAUCGUCCCCAUCGCAGCGCGUGGUACUUUGCGAGACCCGAUUGAUGAUGACACGGUGGCCAGUACGCCGGAUACACCGGACGCGCGGCAGCCCCGGGGACUCGCCAUGUCCGAGGCGUCAGUCAACGACCAAGCUCGUGACGAAACCAAGACCAAGCGCCGCCCGCCGGCCAAGAAGAAGCUCUUGAAUGAGACGGCGCCGCUUAUCGUCGAGUUUGACGACGACGUGCCACUCGCACGCGACAUUGCCUCGAAACCCACCAAAGCCAAGCCGCCCGCCAAGAAGAAGGCGCCGGCCAAGAGCAAGAAAAGGGCGGGGCCCGUGACGCCGCGGACCGCGCCCAUCGCGAACGGUGACGUGACGACGCCAGCCCCCGUGUUUACGACGGCGGUGCCCACGAGCAGUGGCAAGAAGCGCAAGGCCAAGGCCACGCUCGUCAGUCCUGUCCUUGGCGCGCCGGCCAUUGACGAGUCGGACGAUGAUGCGCCGCUGCGGUCCAAGAUGGCCAAGACAGUCCCCGACUUUCCACCGUCGACACAAGACAUGGAAGGCAGUGCGAUUCAAAUUCUGUGUCGCAUUGCUGACGCGCCGCCAUCAUCGUCGUCGGCUCCGUCGCCGACGGUGCUGCGCAUUGUGCUCACGGGCUUUGUUUCGACGGACGCGCUGCUCUUCGAGAUUGCAGCGAUCGCGUCGGCGCAGUACGAAGACGAUGUGAUGACCGCGACCCACAUCAUUGCGCCGCGAGGCAAGUUCAAGCGCACAGUCAAAAUCCUCUGCGGCAUCUCGCGCUGCUUGCACAUUUUGGACGAAGAGUGGCUGCACGCGUCGGCGGCGCUCGGCUAUGCAGCGCCCGAGGCGCAAUACUGCCUCAAGGACGACGAGAAGGAGGCGCUGUGGGGCUUUACAUUGCGACGCACCAUGUACGAGUUUAGCUUGGCCCAGCGCCAACGCCUCUUACGUGGCCACUCGUUCUACGUGGCAACGCACAAGAGUAUCUUGCCGCCGCCAGGCGAACUCACCAAGAUCAUCACAUGCGCGGGCGGCGAGAUGACGUCCGGCCUGCCCAAGCCCGAUACGAUCGUGAUCGCGUCCAAGGAAGCUGUCGCGACGAGCGCCGUCCAGAAACAACUGCAGCACAUGAGCCGCGACAAGUGCUUUAGCGUCGAGUUGCUCCUCAUUGGCAUUCUCCAGCAGACGCUGCAGUGGGACGCCUUCCGGAUCCACUGUCCGCUGCCACGAAAAGGGCGAUGAUAACGUAGUUAGUACAAGUUGUUAUGGUCGAGU
Molecule: messenger RNA, 2913 nt
Organism: Saprolegnia diclina VS20
Lineage: Eukaryota; Oomycota; Saprolegniomycetes; Saprolegniales; Saprolegniaceae
Exons: 3
Coding region: 22-2880 (952 amino acids)
Source: RefSeq, a predicted model, not a curated record